Messenger RNA from Rana temporaria (common frog), 3550 nucleotides. It is a transcript of the gene ZDHHC14, whose product is annotated as zinc finger DHHC-type palmitoyltransferase 14. Gene Ontology annotation, cellular component: Golgi apparatus; endoplasmic reticulum. The record is from RefSeq and is a predicted model, not a curated record. NCBI's taxonomy places the organism in Eukaryota, Metazoa, Chordata, Amphibia, Anura, Ranidae. Gene Ontology annotation, biological process: peptidyl-L-cysteine S-palmitoylation; protein targeting to membrane. Gene Ontology annotation, molecular function: protein-cysteine S-palmitoyltransferase activity. Bases 1208 to 2674 code for a protein of 488 amino acids. The transcript is spliced from 11 exons.
UGUAGUUCUUCCGGGUCAGGGCGGUGACGGCGUUGGUCGUAAAUCCUGCAGCUCCCAUGCCGCCUCCAGUGGGCGGGGUCGCUGAUUGCAGCCGUUGCCUGUGUAGGUGUGUUGUGGAGUUCAGUCGCCUGUAGGAGGCGGAGGAGAAGAGCGGGAGCUCGGAGACUGGCACCUCGGGAAGUAAGGACAACAUAUAUAUGUGUUGGUGUUCAGGUCGGCUUAUGCCUCUGUCACUUGGAAGAAGCGAGAUUGAUCCGGUGUGGAGAGCAGAACCAAUCGUGAAAGGAGUUCUGAGUCGUGUGGAUGAUUGUUGAUGUCUUUGACAGAUGGACUGUCCUGUGAUCAGGUUUUCUAACACUUGUUUGUGAGACACAAAGGAUAUGAACCAUUGUAGUGUCACCAGCACUUGAGUCGGAUGUUCUUUUCGAAGUGGAUGCUUCCUGCUGUUUCCUCCAAUCUCAUGGGAAAGGUGGUUUAGCUGCAGUUCCAAGUUUCGUUGCUAUAAAUACCCUCCCGCUCGCUGUUGGCCUUCAGUCUGGAAUACAAGAUGGGAUAUUUUCUUAAUAUGUGAAUUAUUUACGGAGCCAAAUUAUGUGGGAACAAACAAGCAGAAGACUUGCUCUGUGCUUGUGCUGUUAUAAUUAAAGUUUUUUUCUUUUGUAGUAUUCCUCUACUGCUUUAUGUUCACGUUGCAAACAUAUUGCGGCGAUGGUGAAAGUGUAUGGGAAACAGUUUAUCUGAAGGCGUCUUUGGAGAGGCCCAAGCAUCCAUUGGCCGCUGUGAGGAGGAGAAAAAAGUUGCCUUUGCACCGCUCAUAUGAAUGCCGCUGUGAACAAAUAUUGUCGGCAAAUACAAAGCAACAGACUAAGGAACACAUUGCAUCUUAAGCCCCAGAAGUUGGAUUUCUUUCCUACGUAAACUACCUGCAUUUCGCCUGUUUUUUAUUUUUUUUGAUCGCUGUCAAAAUACCAUAAGUGGAUAAAAAUACAUACAGGUAUCCUCUGCCCUAAAGGCCACAAGUACCUUUACAUGAAGGGAAACUACCAAGGCUCUAUAUAGAAGAAAUUUCUGUAUUCCUAGUAAUCCAUAUUUUGCGGGAGCUUUGUGUAUUCUAACUAAAAACUGCUUGCCUUUCCUCGGUUUGUAUGCCUUUGUUACUGGCCCGGAUCUCCCCUUUUUUUUGUCUUGGGAAUUUUUCUAUUAACGGAUGACUCCAGGAGGGGGGCCCAUGAAAGAGUGCGGAUACAGUGAAAUAAACACCCGCGGAAGCUCACCCAUGGAAUCUUCUCAUAAAAAGAAGAAAGCUGCUGUAAAGCGGAAAUGGGAGGUUUUUCCCGGCAGGAACAAGUUCUACUGCAAUGGCAGGAUUAUGAUGGCUAGACAAACUGGAGUGUUCUACCUCACUAUGAUCCUAAUUCUGGUCACAAGCGGACUCUUCUUCGCCUUCGAUUGUCCAUAUUUGGCUGUGAAUAUUACGCCUGCGAUUCCUGUGAUAGGUGGAAUUCUUGUAUUUUUUGUAAUGGGGACUUUACUGAGGACCAGCUUUAGUGACCCAGGCGUUCUUCCUCGUGCCACUCCAGAUGAAGCCGCAGAUUUGGAAAGACAAAUAGAUGUUGCAAAUGGGUCCACUUCAGGCGGUUAUCGGCCUCCUCCCCGAACGAAAGAAGUAGUUAUCAAUGGACAAACGGUGAAACUGAAAUAUUGUUUUACUUGCAAAAUCUUCCGCCCACCUCGUGCCUCGCACUGCAGCCUGUGUGAUAACUGUGUUGAGCGCUUUGAUCACCACUGUCCUUGGGUGGGAAACUGCGUGGGGAAAAGAAACUACAGAUUUUUUUACAUGUUCAUUUUAUCCCUGUCCUUUCUGACAGUGUUUAUAUUUGCAUUCGUAAUCACGCACGUCAUUCUUCGAUCGCAGCAAACAGGAUUUCUCAAUGCCUUAAAGGACAGUCCUGCAAGUGUUUUGGAAGCUGUGGUUUGCUUCUUCUCAGUUUGGUCGAUUGUUGGCCUAUCUGGUUUCCAUACAUACUUGAUCAGUUCUAAUCAAACUACUAAUGAAGAUAUUAAAGGUUCCUGGUCAAGUAAAAGGGGGAAGGAAAACUAUAAUCCAUAUAGCUAUGGCAAUGUUUUCACAAACUGCUGUGCCGCUGUUUGUGGACCAUUGAAUCCAAGUCUAAUUGAUCGCAGAGGAAUUAUAGAAGCUGAUAUGGCACAAUCAGUCGCACCAUCAAAUGGAUUGACUAUGUAUGGUUCUACUCAGUCACAGAGCAGCAUGUGUGACCAAGACCAGUGCAUUCAGAGCACCAAAUUCGUUUUGCAGGCAGCAGCCACACCACUCCUUCAGGCUGAACCUACGAUACCUGCUGAUGAACCACCUUUGCCAGGAAAAACAACAAUAACCGCACCAUGCACCACUUUGGCACAUGGCCAGCCAACUCCACCAUCUUCAAUCCCAAACCUAAACUCAGAAACCGCUUUGACUGAUAUGAUGCCCUUAAAAGAAGACAUUGGAAAUCAUCAGUUCUUAACGCCAGAUGAAGCACCUUCACCACCUGGAAUGCUGCCAGCAAGCAGCUCUGUGACUCAUAGCCAUACCAUGCAUGUCCUCAACCUUGUCAGCCAAGACUCCUUGCAUGAAGACUCUGUGCGUGGUCUUGUAAAGCUCAGCUCUGUUUGACCAACUGUGAUAAUGCUCAAGUUUCAUUGCACAUCUGUUAAACUCUGUGAUACGCUUGCACUGUGUCAUGAUUACAAAUGCCCCUUGUACAGUAAUUUCAGUUUGGCUAAAAUAAAAACGUCAGGCCAUGGACUCUAGAUCACCAAUUUGAGUAAGCUGGCUUGUUUUCUUAGAUCACUUGUAUUGCAACUGACUGCCUCAUUCAAGGAACGAUGUAGUUCUGUAAGUUUUCAAAGCUGAAGUUGGGGGCAUGGCUUAUGCGAUCUCUGAACGAACUGGAAAUGUGAAAACAUGGCAAAAUAUACCUUUAUUUUGGAUAUAGUGUUCAGAUGAGCCUUUUUUUGAGCCAUGCACCCCUGAGAUGUUAAACUUGCCUCGCCACUAAAAUGGUUAUGGAGUGAAAGUCUGGACUUUGGCUUCAUUUGGCCUCCAGGCUCUGGAUUUUUGUGGUGUAACCUGCUAACCCUGAAAUUUGGGAACCUACACUGUGUUCUGUAAAGCAAAACAUACACUUUGAGAUAGCCAAAUUGUGCUCCUUUCUCCAGGAUGUUGUGCUUCAGUUUUAUGUUGGUAUAUGGAAAUAAAUGCUGCGUACCUAAAUAAUAUUUGGGGAUAACGGUGUUUUGGUUAAACGGUCAAUGCCAGAAAAGUUCUUUUUUUUUUGUUUGUUUGUUUUUUUUUUUUUAGUUUUUGUUUUUUCACAUUUCAGCAUUAUUUUCCUGAUUUUUGGUCAAGUUUGCCCACAUUUAUAAAGGGCUGAUGUUGCUGAAUGACAAUGCAUUGCAUUUAUCGACCUGUACAAAUGUUUAGUUAUGGUAUAGUUUAAUGCCAUGACACUUUCUUUCCAAAUGUGCAAAUAAAGUUACUUUUUCUUAU